AUGAAAUUCACAAGUGAGAAUUAUUCGAUUAUUGUAUUGCAGGGAAAGAACUUCAUGCAUGGAUUGAUCCACGUCUGCUGUACGUCAUGUCAGCCUCCAAUCAUGCUGACCGGCGUCCCUGGCCUGGAAUCUCAGCACAUCUGGAUCGCCAUCCCGCUCUGCAUCAUGUACAUAAUUACUCUGCUGGGAAACGGUGCUGUUCUCUUUGUGGUAAAGCAGGAUGUGACCCUCCAUGAGCCCAUGUACUAUUUCCUCUCCAUGCUGGCUGUCAUUGAUCUGGUCUUCUCCACGGCUGUUGUCCCCAAAAUGCUGAGCAUCUUCUGGCUGGAUUCCGGAGAGAUCAGCUACGAGUCCUGCUUCCUCCAGAUGUUCUUCAUCCAUACCUUCACUGCCGUGGAAUCGGGAGUGCUCUUGGCCAUGUCUUAUGACCGAUACGUGGCUAUCUGCAACCCCUUGAGAUACAAGACUAUCCUAACCAACCCAAAGAUUGCCAUGAUUGGGCUGCUGUCCCUUGCGAGAGGGUUGGCAGUUGUGACACCUUUAACCUGCCUUCUAACCAGUCUGCCAUUCUGUAAAACAAAUGUCAUCCCUCAUUCCUAUUGUGAGCACAUGGCCGUGGUGGAGCUGGCCAGCACAUACUCAGAAGUCAGUGACCUGUUAAAUGUUGUCGUGGCCACAGCCUUAGUGGUGGCAGACUCCAUCUGCAUCUCUUUCUCUUACGGCAUGAUCCUCCGCUCUGUUUUACGGCUCUCAUCUCACGAGGCGCGUCUCAAGGCCUUCAGCACCUGCAGCUCCCACCUCUGCGUCAUCCUGCUCUUCUACAUGGGCGGGCUCCUUUCCAUGUACCUGCACAUGUUUGACCUCAUCCUUGCACGUCACACCCAAGUCUUGCUGGCUGACUUGUACCUUGUUGUCCCCCCCAUGUUAAACCCGGUAGUUUACGGCCUGAAGACCAAGCAGAUCCGGGAUCGGGUCUUCAAGCUCUUUGGCCAAAGAAAGAUCUGA
Messenger RNA from Pelodiscus sinensis (Chinese soft-shelled turtle), 1005 nucleotides. Its product is annotated as olfactory receptor 52E4-like. Gene Ontology annotation, cellular component: plasma membrane. Lineage: Eukaryota; Metazoa; Chordata; Testudines; Trionychidae. Gene Ontology annotation, biological process: G protein-coupled receptor signaling pathway. Gene Ontology annotation, molecular function: G protein-coupled receptor activity; olfactory receptor activity. The record is from RefSeq and is a predicted model, not a curated record.